Spodoptera littoralis (African cotton leafworm) is the source of this 760-nucleotide messenger RNA. The record is from the annotation of a GenBank genome assembly. NCBI's taxonomy places the organism in Eukaryota, Metazoa, Arthropoda, Insecta, Lepidoptera, Noctuidae.
AGAUCACAUCGCGUAUUACAGAGAACACUUUUGUGCCUCCAAUAUGAAGGUGCCAUCAUCGUAUGCUUUCGCUGCGCAGCCUCAGUUCGCAUAUCACGGAGUGCCACAAAUUAACAGCUUCGCGUCCCUACAACCAACGUAUUACCCCAUAGCGGCACACUCGUAUAUUCCGACUGCGAACGUCUUCUAUCCUUCUGCAGCUUCAUUUGCUCCAGUAUUAGCUCCUGGCUUCCCAUCAGCCCCCGCUUAUCCUAGCGCUCCUGAGACCAGUCCUCCUCCUGUUUAUCCUGGAAGCUCACCAAGCCCACCCUCUUCUCCAUCUGGGGAUGCCGAUUCUGCCGUAGUAGAUUCCGCAGAUUAUAACGCUGAUCAGCUAAAACAACAAGAACCAGCAUCAACUCCAGCUCCUCAACCUCCAGCUCCUGAACUUCCAGCACCUGAACCCACUCAACCAGCUCCGCAGUUCCCACCUUUCCCCCCUUCCAACACGUUCCCCAAUUUCCCUAAUUUCCCCCAACUGCCUCAAGAGUCUGGAGAAUCUCCCUCAUUUCCGCAACUUCCUCAGCUUCCUCAGCUUCCUCAGCUCCCAAUACCACAAUACCCAGACAACAUUUUCCUUCAGGGAACUUCCUCACCUCCCUCUAGCUUUCCUGGAGCCAACAACGAAGACAAAGGUCUAAAUGAUGCAGACACGGUAUCCGUAGAGUCUGCCUAAGACAUGUAUGCAAUUUAAAAAAAAUAUAUAAGUACAUUUUUGUGA